Molecule: messenger RNA, 2627 nt
Organism: Anopheles funestus (African malaria mosquito)
Lineage: Eukaryota; Metazoa; Arthropoda; Insecta; Diptera; Culicidae
Gene: SrpRalpha
Product: signal recognition particle receptor subunit alpha homolog
Exons: 2
Coding region: 238-2163 (641 amino acids)
Biological process (GO): SRP-dependent cotranslational protein targeting to membrane
Cellular component (GO): endoplasmic reticulum membrane; signal recognition particle receptor complex
Molecular function (GO): GTP binding; GTPase activity; signal recognition particle binding
Source: RefSeq, a predicted model, not a curated record
CAACGCAACGCAUUUCAAAACAAUGUUAUCGCCAACACAGCAACUUUGGAACGAAACGCAACUAAUUUUAUCUGAAUCGUCGUGUUUUUGAACCAAUCCACACGAAACAAGUGACCGAAAGGAACGAUUCAUUUGCCAUUUUGCUGUUUUCGUUCCGUUGUUAUUAGAUAGUUUAAAGUUUUUUUUAAGUUUUCCGUUGUUUAUUAGUUUGUUAGUAUCAUCAGUGUUCGGUGAAGGAUGUUGGACCUGUUCACGAUCUUCACCAAAGGUGGUAUCGUGCUGUGGUGUUUCCGUAGCACGAACCAACUCUUUGCACCGUCAGUAAACGCACUAAUCAAGAGCGUUAUUUUGCAGGAGCGCUCCGGUGUGUACGACCACGAUGGGUUAUCGCUCCAGUACAAGCUGGACAACGAGUUCGAGCUGGUGUUUGUUGUUGCAUUCCAGAAGAUUCUUCAGCUGUCGUACAUCGACAAGUUUCUUAGCGAUGUGCAUCUGGAGUUUCGCGAUAGGUACAAGAACGAUCUACGGGUCGACAAUCGCAACUACGGCGAUUUCGACUUCAGUGCCGAAUACCGGCGCAUCCUGGAGCGGGCAGAAAAGUGGGGCCGUCAGCAGGCGACAAUGCCGAAGCAGAUGCGCAGCUACGAAGAUUCGGCCAAAUCGAAGAAAACGGUUGCCUCCAUGAUCGAGCGCAAGGGUGAAGAGAAACCACCCGCAAGCGGUAGUAAGAAGUCUGUGAAGAUAAGCGAAAAGAAGAAAGCGGAGCUGAUAGACGGUGAUGGAGUGGAUUCAUCAUCGCCAAAGGGUAGCUCCAAUGGUCCGGAACCGGGAGACGAUUUGAUCAUGGAAAGUCGCAAAAAGUUUGCGGAAAAAAUGAUGGGCAAGGGUAGCAAGAGUAGCAAGGUGGAGAAGCAAAAGUCACCGAAGUCACCAUCGCAGCAGCAGAAAUCGGGCAAGCAGAUGCGCGUAUGGGACCUCGGUGGUAACACGAAGGAUCUGCCGAAUCUGGACCGCUCGAAGGAUCGCCCGGAGGAUGUGAAGAGUGACUUUACGCCGAACGAUCAGAUCAUUGGCAGUAUGCGGGGAGGCAUCCAGGAUCUGAACGUUGAGUCGGACAGUGAGGACUAUUCGGAAGAGGACGAAGAUGAGGACGAUGAUGCGCUCGAAGAGCAGCGUGCUAAGAAGCAGCAAUCAAGCCGCGGUGGCAUGUUUUCCAUGUUUAAGGGGCUGGUCGGUUCGAAGAAUCUGACCAUCGACGAUAUGCAUCCAGCGCUGGACAAGCUUCGGGACCAUUUAAUCGGAAAGAACGUAGCAUCCGAUAUUGCCCAGAAGCUGUGCGAUUCGGUUGCCGGCAAGCUGGAGGGUAAGGUGAUCGGUACGUUCGAUACGAUAGCGGCCACGGUUAAGAACACACUGACCGAGGCACUCGUGCAGAUCCUUUCGCCCAAGCGUCGUGUCGAUAUCUUGCGCGACUGUCUCGAGGCGAAACGCGUUGGCCGUCCGUUCGUGAUGAGCUUCUGCGGUGUGAACGGUGUGGGUAAAUCUACCAAUUUGGCUAAAAUUUGCUUCUGGUUGAUCGAGAACAAUCUGAGCGUGCUGAUCGCGGCCUGCGACACGUUCCGUGCCGGUGCGGUAGAACAGCUGCGUACGCAUAUGCGUCACCUAAACGCACUGCAUCCGCCGGAAAAGCACGGUGGCCGCAAUAUGGUGCAGCUGUACGAGAAGGGCUACGGGAAAGAUGCGGCCGGCAUUGCAAUGGAAGCGAUUCGAUAUGCAAACGAUAGCAAUAUUGAUGUCGUACUGAUCGACACAGCUGGACGAAUGCAGGAUAACGAACCGCUGAUGCGUGCCCUUGCAAAACUGAUCAAAGUGAACGAACCGGAUCUGGUGCUGUUCGUCGGAGAAGCAUUGGUUGGAAAUGAGGCUGUGGAUCAGCUGGUGAAGUUCAACCAGGCACUGGCGGAUUAUUCCUCCAACGAUCGUCCGCACAUCAUCGAUGGUAUCGUACUGACCAAGUUUGACACAAUCGACGAUAAGGUCGGGGCGGCCAUCUCUAUGACGUACAUCACCGGGCAACCGAUUGUGUUUGUCGGUACCGGCCAAACGUACACCGAUCUGAAGGCAUUGAAUGCCAAAGCCGUGGUACACGCGCUGAUGAAGUAAGCGCAAUCUACUUAGGCAAUCAUCACCUGGCAGCAUAUUAGUUGUGGCACCCGUUGUCCAUUUGGUUUGGUUCAAAUAUUCAUCCCUUCUGCGUGCGCAACUAGUCACACUCAUUUCACCACCCAUACGCAUACAACGGAAUUUACCGAAGUCGCAACGCAUCCUUUCCCAUGAACGUAAAAGCAACGUUACCAGUAAUUCCAAUUCACCACCAACAAAACCACCGCAAUCGCAUUUGCCCAUUAAUGGCUCCACAGGUAGCCACGCAUAUAGCUAAUAGAGGGAGCAAGGGAUCAUGAGAAGCAGAAGGUGCAGGAGGAAAAAUUUUGAUAAACAAAAAAAAACAGAAUCGUGCCACCUGAUACCACACACACUGCGACGGGAGGUUAUGGGUACAUUCAGAUAUCAACCGAUCAGAUCUUUUAAAAGAAAGUGGAAAAAAUAUAUUAGGUCUUUAAAAUACA